AUAAGUCCAGGCAGUAUUUGCAAACAGCUUAUUUUGGUAUUAUUGCCGUCUGGCGAAAUUAAGUUCCUGAUUGUCUCUACGACGACCUCAAACGACGUUUACUCUGCACAGUAUUUCCUGGAGAGAUCUGUUCUGAAUCCAUUCAGCUUGCUGUCACAUAGUUUGAGAUCAUGGCGCUAAGUGGGAGUUGUCGAAGUGCGGUCCUUUUCUGUGCCGCUCUGCUGGCUGGUUGCGCUGUACAGUCUGCAAUGGCAAGUGUUUCAUCAUCCCAGCAGGAUUCUGGAAAGGUGUCGACCUCCGAGGGCAGCCCAACGACCGCCAAAUUGGCGCCUGCUCAGACCAAUGCUGUAUGGCCUGAUGGCAAGAUCAUGGUGAAGUUUGCAGAAAACGAGAACAUGAACAAGAAGACGAAGAAGCGUUUCCACAACCUGUUUCAACAUGCCGCAAAGCAUAUUGAGGAGCGUUCGUGCGUUCGAUUCUAUCGCCAUGUGGAUAUGGCUUCUCAAGGAGACAACUUCGUAACGGUGGAACUCAAUGACACAUGGCGCGGUUGCCAAGCACCUGUGGGCAUGCUGCAUGGAGAGAGUCACAUGAAAGUUGGAUCGCAUUGCAGGAAUGACCUGGGUCAUCUGGUUCUCGGCUUGCUGCAUGUCGCCGGUCUCACUAUCGGCCACGGCACAGGAAUGAACCAGAUCGAAAUCAACACGCUCAACGGAUUGUACCGGGACCAAUGCACCUCGGCAAGUAGCGCAUCGCCAGCUCAGCGCUAUGUCCAGUUUGAACAGCGCAUCUCCAUCUCUCUGCCGGACAGCGACUGGCUGCGUUGCGAGGACAAUUGGAAUGGCCUCUGUGCAUGGCAACAGUGCCCACGAUUGUCGCAUCCAACUGAAACCUCGUAUCGAAAUUGCAGAGCGUCGGAAUUCUACCUGAAACGUGGCGGCAGUGCGAUCCGCAACACUGAAGAGGUUCUGCGCAGUGGAGACCAGGUGUACCUGAUGGUGAGACCUCCCGUAAAUAGCAGAUCCCAGGAGCCCAUUCCACUCAAGUGUCAUAGCUUCCAGAUGGUGUUCUUUUCGUGCAGACCCGAGGAACAUACGGAGGGAACUCCUCUGACCGUGCACGCUUUGAACGCCGCCAACUCGGGCGGUCGAGAGCUGAUUACGGAGGCAACUGAAAUCGCACUCUGUUUCAAAAAUCAGUCGCACACCUGGUGCUUCUGGUGCAAGGGCUCACUCAACAUCGAUAGUGCUGCCUGCUCGGCACGCAUGUGCGAUGGAGGGCCGCAAAACUGCACGCGCUACAUGAACAGCGAAAAAGGGAUUGUCCCGAUGAAAAUCCGACAGUGGCGCAGCGAGACGUCCGGCUCAGAAGUGCAGUACAAACGCACAAUCUCGCUGCGCGCCGGAGUCCGUCAUGGUCUGGAUGGACGCUCCUAUUUGCGCUGCACCAACUCCGCCUGUGGCCGAGGCGAGUGCCUGAAGGAGGCCUCCUACAGCAUUACCUCUGCAGCCAGCAACACACACUCCUCAAAGAUGUGCGACGCGGGCGUUUUCCGAUUCGUUCCAGUGAAGGACACGAUGCCAGACGACGGUCUUCUCCGGUACGACGACAUGGUAAGAAUUGUAACGGCUCAAGGUCAGCCAAGUGCUCUUCUGUGUAUCGGUCGUCACUCAGCCUGCGUCAUGCAAGCAUGCACUAAUGGUGACCAGGGUUGUCUUGGCACACAAUUCAUUGUACGUCGACCAACCAGCUCUAAUCUCGCUACCAAAGAUGGCCAAACAGUGUUAUCUGAUGGCCGUGUUGCCCUGUGUACGAGGUCGAACAAAUGCAUUCACUGCAGAGCUGACAAGUCCUCCAAGAUCACCAAACAGAACUGUCGACUUAGCUCCAAAGGCACCCAUUUCUUCAUCUCACAAUGGCAGCUCGUCUAGGUAUGACAAGGCUCAUCUUAUUCAUUCCCAAACUUUCCUUCUUUUCUCUUGCUUCUUUUUCAUCUUUGUCUCCUCUUUGUGUUCUGUUUACAAACUAAAAUCCAGUGAAACAGAAAUAGAUAAUAUUUAUGCACUGCUUUCCAUGUUUUCAGAGAUAGCAGUUAUAAUUGUGUCAUUUAAUUUUGUUUUGCUGGAUUUCUUCCGUCUUUGAAGCUCUGCGAAUCUUGCAUGGAGCACUCUGACACGUAACCAGGGCUCUCUUCUGGGUAUGUCAUGUUUACUAUGGUAACGAGAAUGUCAUGUUUACUAUGGUAACGAGAAUGUCAUGUUUACUAUGGUAACGAGAAUGACAAGUGCCCCUUUCCUCAUAUGCUUAUUUUCCAAAUUUUUCUUGGUGUAGGUCAGGUGAAUAUGGCCUAGCAUCUUGAUGAGAGGCUCAUUUUUGUGGGUACAUCAGGGGAUCGUCAACGUACGUAUCCGUGGCCUCGCUGAUAAUUCACGACAGUUAUCUGCCUUUGGCGUUCAAUCAACUUGCCUAUAGUUCCCAAAAAAAU
This is a messenger RNA of Sycon ciliatum, 2485 nucleotides long. RefSeq lists its product as uncharacterized. Gene Ontology annotation, biological process: proteolysis. The record is from RefSeq and is a predicted model, not a curated record. The coding region runs from base 171 to 1931 and encodes 586 amino acids. Lineage: Eukaryota; Metazoa; Porifera; Calcarea; Leucosolenida; Sycettidae. The transcript has 3 exons. Gene Ontology annotation, molecular function: metalloendopeptidase activity.